AAAUACUAACUAGAACCGCAACGUUUGGCAUUCAUUUGUAUUAAUAAUCUCACAUUCUUUCACACAUCACAUACACGUAUGUAUAUAGCACUGAAGGGUGAAUCAUGAUCAAGACAAACAACAUCAUAACCUUUAGUUAACUACUAUUUCUUAACAUGGAUAUAGGCCAUCAUAGAUUAUACAUCAACCAUGGCAGAUGAUCAAUUUCGAGCAAGUGCAAAUUGGUGGGAUUCAUCAAGAAACGUUGUGAGGUUUGAAAGCCGGGAAUCGCAAUCUGGACCUUGGCAUGGCGUUGGUGAUGAUGAAAUGAAGCUACCAAUAAGAUCUUCCACCAUGGAAAAUUCCAUGUCUUCUUCUUCUUCUGCAGGCGCCUCAUCAGGUAGGUCCUCUGUGGUGUUCCAUGAGAGGCUUCAACAACAACAAAACUUGGAUAUGAUGAUGGGUUUGGGGCUUUCUUCUCACUCAUCCAUGGAUUGGAAUCAAGCAUCUUUCAUGAGAGCAGAAAAGACAUCCGAGAUGUUGCAGCAAGAAACAGGAAUGGGAUUGUCAAAUAGAGGUUUCUCGUUGGAUCAAACACAGUUCAGUCCUCAAUACAGUUCCUGUUCCGGAGACAGCAACAUCACAAGCCAACAACUAUUAUCCUCUAAUUUUCAGAUGGAUUCUUCUUCUUCAGCGCCUUUAUAUUGUAACACUUCAAUGCUACAAGGACUAUUAGGACCUGAAAGCAAUAAUCAAGCACACCAAGGACCUAUCAGUAAUUUUCCAUACUCAACGUGUUUGAACAGCAACAAUAAUAACAACCAAUUGCAUUUCACUAAUAACGCCCCCUUCUGGAACGCUUCGGAGCCUGCGCCGGUUUCCAUUAAAGAUGCUCGAUCCAUCUUCUUCCCUUCAUUGCACCAACCAUUUUCGGCGCCAAGCUUCGAUCAACAAUCAAAGAAGAAUAUGGUUGUUUUGCAGAAUAUAUCUGAAGUAAGGGACUCAGGAGGUAGCAUGUUGAAGAAAAGUGAGAAUGAGCAAUCAUCAAAAAGGCCUAGAAACGAAACACCUCCAUCACCUUUGCCAGCUUUUAAGGUGAGAAAAGAGAAGAUGGGAGACAGAAUCACUGCCCUACAGCAAUUGGUUUCGCCUUUCGGAAAGACUGAUACGGCAUCGGUGCUCUCUGAGGCCACUGAAUACAUCAAAUUCCUCCAUGAGCAAGUGACUGUUUUAAGCACCCCAUAUAUGAAGAGUGGAGCUCAAACACAGCAUCACCAGAAUUCUGGUAAAUCAAAGGAAGCUGAUGGACCAAAACAGGAUCUAAGAAGCCGAGGGCUGUGUCUGGUGCCAAUUUCAAGUACAUUUCCAGUGACUCAUGAACCCACAGUUGAUUUUUGGACGCCAACAUUUGGAGGAACUUAUAGAUAAUAUUAAUAUUAGGAUGAAAUACGAUUUUGGUUACUAAAGUAUAAGUCAAAAAUUUUUUUGUUUCCAACCUUUUUUUACAUACAAAAUCGUCCCUAAUUUUAUAAUUCAAAAUUGUUGGACAACUUUAGAUUCUAAUGUUUCACUAAGUUAAGAAUAUAUAGAUGGAAGGUUACGUUUUUACAGAAAAAAAAAAUUUGAAGAUUUCAAUGAUAUUGAAUUUUAUUUUCUCUAUGAAAAUAUUUGUACUUUUGAAAUUUUAAUAAGCGUUCUUCGAAUAUUUAUUAGUAAAAUUUUUAAUUCUAAUAACAAAGACACAGAAUUUUGUUGGUCUCACAUUUAUUUUUUAGUCAAACCCUCUUAUAAUAAGUUGUCCAACCAUUUUAAAUUUAAAAUAACAUUACUUUAAUAUUAACUAGUGGAAUAUUGAGUCACAGCAACUAGGACAAAUCUUUAUCAAAACAUGGCCAAGUUGGGUUGAAAAAAAAUGAAAAGGAAAGGAAGAAGGAACAAAGAAAACAUAAAAGAAAGAAUGGGAGAAAGUUGGGAAGUGGGAAAGUCCGUUGAAAGAGAAAGAAAAAGAAAAUGGUCCUUAAAAAGUGUGGGGAUAAGGCUAAUAGUGAGGUUCUGGUACAAUUUUGGGACCAUAUUCAAGAGCAUUACUAAUAUAAGCUUUCGUAAUAAUUGAUGAAUUAUGCUCAAAAGGGUGGGGGUUAAUUAGGAUUCAGAGAGUUUGCUGAUUAUAGAGUUUUGUUUGUCUAAACUUUUGAGGAAAUUAUUGAAAAUUGAUGUUAGUAAUAGGAAGAAAAAUUGAACUUUGUUUCUCUUCAAAGAAAAAGAAAAAGGAAAAAAAAAAUCUUGUUAUGCUGUGAAUAGAGCUGGCACUACCGUUAAUUAGUUCAAGGAAAAGAAAUGUACUAAUUUGGAGGAAUAAUAAUUGAGAAUAUAGAAUACGGGAGUGAGUGAGCUAGUAGGGGAUAUGUUGGUUGAUUGGAAAUUUCACUUUUCAUUUGUUUAUAUUUCUUUGAAAUAUCUAAGUGGAAGUGAGAAAGUGGCCCAGAUCAUUCUCACCCUCCAUUCUCUACUCUCUAUCUCUUUUUAUUUAUAUUGUUUGGAGGAAAAUUUCGUAGUCCGUGUAUAUCUUGUGAAAUAUAUGCAAAUUUCUUAUUUCUAUAUGAAUAUGAUCUAGAUUUUGUUUU
Arachis ipaensis is the source of this 2603-nucleotide messenger RNA. The record is from RefSeq and is a predicted model, not a curated record. Lineage: Eukaryota; Viridiplantae; Streptophyta; Magnoliopsida; Fabales; Fabaceae.